Molecule: messenger RNA, 1344 nt
Organism: Alexandromys fortis (reed vole)
Lineage: Eukaryota; Metazoa; Chordata; Mammalia; Rodentia; Cricetidae
Gene: Znf575
Product: zinc finger protein 575
Exons: 4
Coding region: 589-1284 (231 amino acids)
Biological process (GO): regulation of transcription by RNA polymerase II
Molecular function (GO): RNA polymerase II cis-regulatory region sequence-specific DNA binding; DNA-binding transcription factor activity, RNA polymerase II-specific
Source: RefSeq, a predicted model, not a curated record
GAAGGGAGGCAAGCGGCACCAGAUGCUGGGCGUGGCUCUAGUCACCCAGUGGUGAAGGGUGCCUAAAGUUCUAUGCAAAUACUUUUGGGUGUCAGCCAGCUCAUUGAGCCAAGAGUCCUGCCCCCUGCCCUUUCUGGAAGAAAUAGCCAGACUUUCUGUAAACACUUGGAGGAGUGGAAUCAAAUAGACCCGGAGCUUUUGAAACUGCUCCCAGAAGUUGAGCUCAGACUGUCUAUGGAAUUCUCAAUACGAGGCCAGAGAGACAGCUCAAUUGGUAAAAGGCAGCUGCAGUCAAGCCUGAAGACCUGAAUUCGAUCCCUGGGACCCACAUGGUGAAAAAUAAAACCUGAGUCCCACAAGUUGUCCUCUGACCUCCACACUCAAACACCUCCACAUAGUCUCCCUAUCCUUCGAGGUUUCCAGUUCUACACCAGGGAUGCGAUUUAGCGACCAGAAGGACAGGGUGGACACAGCCUCCAUGGACUGAGACUAAAUGCAGGGCCCCCACCACUGUCUCUGUGAAUUUGGUAAUCACCGGCGUCACUCCUACCCUCUUAACUGCUACCCCUGGGUUCCUCUGCCAGCAAGAUGCUGGGUGGAAAUGUGAAAUCCGAGGCCACUUGCCAGGACCCGGUGACCAAGGGAGUCCCCCACCAGGACUUGCCCAGCCAGCCCGCCGCAUCUGGGAGCGUGCCCUCCCCGCCCCGCCGGCGGCCCCCACCCCAGCGCCCGCACCGCUGUCCGGACUGCCCCAAGGCUUUCUCAUACCCAUCCAAGCUGGCCACGCACCGGCUAGCGCACGGCGGCACCCGCCCGCACCCGUGCCCCGACUGCCCCAAGGCCUUCUCCUACCCGUCCAAGCUGGCCGCGCACCGCCUCACGCACAGCGGAGCUCGCCCGCACUCCUGCCCGCACUGCCCCAAGGCCUUCGGCCACCGCUCCAAGCUGGCGGCGCAUCUUUGGACCCACGCUCCCGCCCGCCCCUACCCAUGCCCCGAUUGCCCCAAGUCCUUCUGCUACCCCUCCAAACUGGCGGCCCACCGCCACACGCACCACGCCACCGACGCCCGCCCCUACCCUUGUCCACACUGCCCCAAAGCGUUCUCGUUUCCCUCCAAACUGGCGGCUCACCGCCUAUGUCACGAACCCCCCACUGCGCCCAGCAGCCAGACCACUGGCCACCACCGAUGCUCCAGCUGUGACCAGGCCUUUGGUCAGAGACGCCUCCUAUUGGUUCAUCAACGCAGCCACCACCAGUCCGAGGGCCAGGGAGAGAGGGAGUGAGCUGUUGGUCCAGCCGCCCAUCUGCCUCCGCCACGUGUCAAUAAAGACCUGAAUUUCUAA